Messenger RNA from Aquila chrysaetos chrysaetos, 3091 nucleotides. It is a transcript of the gene SH3BP1, whose product is annotated as SH3 domain binding protein 1. Gene Ontology annotation, cellular component: cytoplasm; cytosol; intracellular anatomical structure. The record is from RefSeq and is a predicted model, not a curated record. NCBI's taxonomy places the organism in Eukaryota, Metazoa, Chordata, Aves, Accipitriformes, Accipitridae. The coding region runs from base 682 to 2682 and encodes 666 amino acids. Gene Ontology annotation, biological process: signal transduction; regulation of Rac protein signal transduction; regulation of actin cytoskeleton organization. Gene Ontology annotation, molecular function: protein binding; GTPase activator activity. The transcript has 18 exons.
AGCGCCCGAGGAGCGUUGGCAGAGUUUGGGUGACCAGGUAGGGCAGGGUGUACAUCGGGCACCCCGUAUGCACCGCACAGCCAGCUGGCACGGCCACGGGCUGCCCCGUGGUGCAGCUGGUGGUGAGCAAGGCAAGCAGAGGGGGGAAAAAACCACCCCGGCUGAGACAGAGAGCAAGAAACAGAGCGUGGGCCCUUUGCUUGCGCUCGGCAGCGGCAUGUGCUUGUCCUGCCUUGUUACGUGUUUGCUGUAAUAAUAUUUCCCCUUUAAGGCUGGGCUGAAGUUAUUUAUACUUGUGGGGUGGUGACAGGAACACAGAGCGAAGCAGGAGCCCUGAACUGCUCUUACCUGAUCUGCGGCAGAGGGGCGGACGGAGGCGGAAGGAAACUCAGAUAGAGAGAGGGAGCAAGAGAAGGGAGUCCGAGGGACGGGAAGAGAAAGCAGCAGGGCAUCCCCGGGGAGGGACGAGGGAGGGGACCAGCUGGGGAAACAGAAAAAGGGGGAACGAGGGAAGGAAGAAGAGAAGUAAAGAGGGAGAGGUCCUCAGGGAAAAGCAAGGGGCAGAGCGGCUCCGGGGAGCCGAGGGGCCACCAGCAUCCGAUGCCAAGCGUCGCCGAGGGGUGCUGAGCAGCGGGUACAGCCACGCGGAGCGGCUCUUGUGGUCUCCUCCCGGCUCUCAAGAUGAUGAAGAGGCAGUUUAAUCGGAUGCGGCAGCAGCUGUCCCAUCCCAACAUCACCAGCCGAGCCCAAGAAGCAACCGAGCUCUUGCCAGAAGACUUGCUGCAGAUCGAGCAGAGGAUCGAGCCGGCCAAGCGAGCAGCUCACAGCGUGUCCAAGAGGCUCCAAGCCUGCCUGCAAGGGCAAUGCGGCUCCGAGAUGGACAAGCGAGUGAAGAAGCUGCCCUUGAUGACUCUGUCCACAACGAUGGCCGAGAGCUUCAAGGAACUGGACACAGAGUCCAGCCUCGGGAAAGCCCUGGAGAUGGGCUGCUGCAUACAGAGCUCGCUGGCCAAAAUCCUGGCCGAGUUCGAGAUCGCCGUGGAACGCGACGUCCUGCAGCCGCUCAACAAGCUCAGCGAGGAGGAGCUUCCCAUCAUCCUGAAGCGCAAGAAGACCCUCCAGAAGUUGAUUUCUGACUGGAAUGCAAUCAAGAGCCGGCUGAACCAAGCUGCCAAGAGCUCCAGUAACAGCGCUGGCACCGGUGCUGGCCCGGGGGCAUCUUCUGCUGCCAACAAACUGGAGAUCCUGAAGGAAGAGGAAGAGGAGGUGAAGAGGAAGGUGGAGCAGUGCAAGGAUGAGUACAUGGCUGACCUCUACCACUUCUCCACCAAAGAGGACAGCUACGCCAGCUACUUCAUCAAACUGCUGGAAAUCCAAGCCCAGUACCACCGGCAGUCACUGGGAUCUCUGGACUCAGCUUUGGCGGAGCUGAAGGAAAGCCACAGCCAGACAGAGCCCACCUUCACUGCAGACGCCCCAGUGGCAGGGUACUACGGCGUGCCCCUAGAGACGCACCUCAAGAGCUUGGGCCGGGAGAUUGCGCUGCCCAUCGAAGCCUGCGUCAUGAUGCUGCUGGCCUCCGGCAUGAGGGAGGAGGGGCUCUUUCGGCUGGCAGCGGGUGCCUCAGUGCUGAGGAAGCUGAAGAGCAGCUUGGCCAGCGGCUCCAACGCCCUGGAGGAGUUUUACUCGGACCCCCACGCCGUGGCCGGUGCACUGAAAUCCUACCUGCGGGAGCUGCCCCAGCCUUUGAUGACCUUCGAGCUCUACAACGAAUGGGUCGAAGUGGCCAGCUUAAAGGACGUCGACAGCCGCCUACAGCGACUGCAAGACACCUGCAGCCGCCUGCCCCAGGAGAGCUACAACAAUCUGAGGUAUCUGAUCAAGUUUUUAGCCAAGCUGGCUGAACACCAGGAGGUGAAUAAAAUGACUCCGAGCAACAUCGCCAUCGUGCUGGGCCCCAACCUGCUGUGGUCGCAGCAGAACACAGGAGACCCCAUGCAACUGGACUUGGCCUCGGUCUCCUCCAUCCAGGUGGUGGGUGUGGUGGAAGCCCUCAUCCAGAAUGCAGAUGUCCUCUUCCCCGGAGAGGUAGAUUUCAACGUCUCGGGCAUGUUCACGCCACCUGCAAACGGUAGACUUGGCGAGGCCACUCCGGUGGAAGAGCUGACCCCCAAGCCCCCUCCGGCCAGCACACCCACUCUCCCAGACGGAGAAGUCACCUCGAGCGACCCCGAGCCCAGGUCCCAGCCGACAUCCCCAGCGGCGACCAGACCGUCUCCCGAAGCUGCGGGGCCGCUGCCUCCAACGAUGACCGAAAACACCACCUGCAAAGGCAAGCGCCCGGCUCCGGCCCGACCCACGAUGCCACCACCGCCGCCCGUGGCGCAGCCCCGGACCGCGGCUCCCACCCCGGCAGCCCCCGAGCACGCAGCCAGCCCCAAAGCCCAACCGCGACGGAUGGCCGGGGUACCAAGCCGACCCCCCGCCGUCCCACCACCGCUCCCCCCGCAGCCGGCACGCCGCCAUAGCCGAGAUGCCCCGCCAUCCCCCAGGCCUCCCGCCGGCGGCGAGGCCGACGCGGCGACCGCCACGGACUGUGCCCCGGGGGCCGCGGAUGAGGGGCAACGGCUGCCUGCGGGAAGAAGCAGCCCACCGGCCACAUUGCCACCAGAGGAGAACUGAGCAGGGCCGGGAAGAUGGAGUCCGGUGUGGAAACCGGGGGUGGCCUGAAAGGACGGCGUGCCCCUCCAGCUCCUCCAUCUUGCUCCACGCCGGCUGGGACCCUCCACCCGCCUCCCUUUCUUCUCCCGUCUCCACAGAGCCUUCCUCCCCGCACCACCGUGUCCCUGCCGGAGCCCGGCCACCCCUAAGGGACCCAGGAUCCGCCGAUGGCAGGUCGGCCACGCUCGCGGGUCCCCGUGGGGGUCCGGGAGAGGGUGAGCCAGCGUGGGCAGGCUGGCCCCGUGGGGCCAUUUGCGGGUGCGCAGCCACGAUCCCAGCCCCUUCUGCCCCAUUUUGCCUUGUCCCUGUCGCCCCAGGAACAUACAGACACAGAGAUAUAUAAAUAUAUAUAUAUUUUGCAACUACAUUA